Molecule: messenger RNA, 2661 nt
Organism: Scomber japonicus (chub mackerel)
Lineage: Eukaryota; Metazoa; Chordata; Actinopteri; Scombriformes; Scombridae
Gene: aqp7
Product: aquaporin 7
Exons: 6
Coding region: 240-1178 (312 amino acids)
Biological process (GO): glycerol transmembrane transport; water transport
Cellular component (GO): basolateral plasma membrane; plasma membrane
Molecular function (GO): water channel activity; urea transmembrane transporter activity; glycerol channel activity
Source: RefSeq, a predicted model, not a curated record
CACAGAAAGAGAGAGAGAGAGAGAGAGUGAGACAAACACACACACACACAUAGAGAAAGAGAGAAGUGAGAAAAGGGAAAGGAAAUAGCCAGAAAGAGACUUGUUUGUGGACUAUGAGAGGCACCUCAUAAAUUCUUUAAGGCAGUCUGGACUUGAGCCUCACUUUUGUUAAAUUAAAAAAUAAAGUCAACAAAAACAAAAGGAGCCAAAAAGAGAGAGAGGGGCCACAAGGAGAAGAAAUGAAGGACUUGGUGCAGUCCGUAGACAUGGGUGUCUCUCAGUGGAAAGGAGUCAAUGUAACUCGAUCCAAAGGCUGGCUAAAGAAUGAAUUUGUUCGGGUGGGACUUGCUGAACUUCUUUGCACAUAUAUCAUGAUGGUGUUUGGGCUGGGGUCUGUAGCCCAGGUAGUGACAGGGCAGGGAGCGUUUGGAGAGUACCUCAGCAUCAACCUGGGCUUUGGACUGGGUGUUGCUUUGGGGGUUCAUGUUGGAGGGAAGGUCUCAGGAGCUCAUAUGAACGGAGCAGUGUCAUUCACAAUGUGCGCAUUUGGCCGCCUUGCAUGGAAAAUGCUGCCCCUCUAUGUCUUUGCACAGCUUUUGGGGUCCUUUCUGGCAGCGGGGACAAUUUAUGGUGUAUACUACGAUGCCAUAUAUGAUUAUUGUGGAGGAAAUCUGACUGUAAAUGGUGUACGGGCCACAGCUGGUAUCUUUGCCACCUAUCCAGCACCAUAUCUCUCCUUGCUGGGUGGAUUCAUUGACCAGGUGUUUGGCACAGCUAUGCUGCUGCUGUGUCUGAUUGCACUGUCCGACCAGAGGAACAAACCGGCCGCAGCAGGCAGUGAGCCUGUCACAGUGGGUCUCCUGGUGCUGCUCAUUGGCAUUUCUCUAGGCAGCAACAGUGGCUACGCUAUCAACCCGACCAGAGACAUCGCACCCAGAGUCUUCACUGCCAUCGCAGGCUGGGGGCCUGAUGUGUUCAGGGCUGGCAAUGGGUGGUGGUGGGUGCCUCUAGUUGCCCCCCCUAUUGGAGGUGUACUGGGUGCAGGGUUAUACAAGGCCUUAGUGGAACUGCACCACCCUCUCCUCCCUGAACAGGAUGAAGGGGAGAUGGAGGAGCUGAAAGAGGAGACUGUCCCUCUGGAAAAACAGAAAAACAUCUGUGCUGAUGUGUGUGUAUGAGAUCAUCACCUCUCUGUGUAGCUUGUAAAGCUUCGUUGAUAUUUGUGUGCAGCUGAAACAUUCCACGAUGAAGAAGGAUUUUAAAAAAUAGAGCAAAAACACAUUUCUAAAAUGAGGGAUGGCAGGACCUUCAUAAAAAACAGAGCAUGACUCAAAGAGGUUUUGGAUAUACCAAGCAAUUUUAAAAUGAAGAGUCUGUUUUACUUAAUUAAUUUCAUCAUUAAUCUUAGUUACUCAACUAAAUUUCAUGUAAUUGAGAGUGACUGCAAUACACAUAAAAUAUACACUAUUCGACCUAUGGCACAUUCUGUGUAAAAGAUUGAAAAGUAAAGUAGAGCUGUUUUUAUGCUUGGAAGGUAAAGAAACUGCACGCACUUAUGUUUUAUGUUUAUAUCAUUGAGACAGCAGCUGAUAUAACCUCGGAAGACAGAAUAAGUUUCAUUAUUAUAACAGUCAAUGAAGGCCCACUUACACAAGCUUAGAAAGUACAGUGAAGAUAAAAAAGAGCCCCUAUACAUUGCAUUUAUAUAUCUUUUUAAAAAAGAAACCAUAGGAGUUGGCUCCUCACUGCUGUUGAUGGCAGCAGCACAUCCAAACAUAAUAUACAUGCUCAUCUCAUGCUCAUAUACUACAGCACACAGCAGCCUGGAGCCAAAAAAGUAUAUAUGAAUCUUAAUGCUGGAGCUCUAAAACAAACAACUAAGCAAAGAUGUCUUAUCAAAUCUGCUUAGUCACAUGCUUCUGGCAUCAGGUGCUCAAACUGAAUACAUAUUAUAUGUCAUAUCCAUUAAUGUGAAAUCAUAAGAGAGGAUUUAAUUACAGGAAGGCUCAGUAGGCCUAUUUUUUUGUUUACAUAGAAGCACAGUAUCAUUGAGGCACUGCAGUGACACAAUGGCCAGUGAGUGCCAGAUUACUGAAGCCUCAAUGAUGGUAGAUUACAGUUAUUGAUAAUGUAACAUGGAGUAAGGUAUUUUUAGGGUAAAUUUGCAUACACUUGACGCACUAAGUCUGUCCAGUGCAUAUGUCUGCUGAAGCUCUGUAUCUCGUCUCACAAUAACAGCAAUUUUCAGUGAAUCGUGUGAUUCAUAAAAGCACCUUUACUUUCAAAAUGGAACCAACACAGUAUUAUUUUCCUGUUUCCUUCAAUUUUGCAGUCACAUAAACAUAAAGGGAUAUGUUAUUUACUUAUUUUCAAACUUAACUUAUAAUUGUAUAUAUUAAUGUUGUAUAAUACAUCCAAAAAUGAAAUAUUUACAACAGCAAACAAAGCCUACUGAUAUGACUAGAGUGCCAAAAGAGUCCUCACUGGUUACAGUGGUGGUACAAUUUGCUAUUAUGUGUUAGUAUUGUUUGUGCAAUGGCAGCAGCCAGUGAUUCUUUGUUGGCUGCUUUAUAUGUUUACCAGAAGGUGUCACUACUGAACAGUGUUAAAUAAGGUUACAAAGGACGUAUCUAUUGGUGAUGUAUUUGGCGUAAGCCAUGU